This is a messenger RNA of Pestalotiopsis fici W106-1, 522 nucleotides long. RefSeq lists its product as uncharacterized. The record is from RefSeq and is a predicted model, not a curated record. Bases 1 to 522 code for a protein of 173 amino acids. NCBI's taxonomy places the organism in Eukaryota, Fungi, Ascomycota, Sordariomycetes, Amphisphaeriales, Sporocadaceae. The transcript has a single exon.
AUGUCGGCUAUGAUACGACCCGCGAGGCUUUUGUCCAAUGGAUCCGUGAUCACGAUGACAUGGCAGGUGGGCGACGAUGGGCGUGCGUGGGGAUCGGAUGUGCGACGAGAUGUAUUCAUUGUCGUUGACGAACAAGCGCUCGAGUCCCUGCUCACCGAUGACCCAGAUACGGCAUGGGCCACUGUCUUUGACGCGCAGUACUCGAGCCACGAUGGAAGACCCGAGUACCCCGGCUGGAUGCGCUGUCGGGCCUGGGCGUUGGUGGAGUUAUGGAAAGACUUGGACGCUGUAGACGAGGGCAUGUCAGAAUUGUGCCCUCCAAGGCAUCAUUCCGGUCAGAUACUGUUGUAUGGCGGAGGGCCGGGUGAUACACUUCUCGAGAUUGAGAGUCCUCUCCGGGACGGUAUGAUGCAUUACCCACGCGGUACAUGCAGAGGGGUGAUGGAAGGCACGCAAAGGGGCGCAAUAGGUGCGACAAUGCCAGGCUCUAACGGGGAGCACCCGGAGACCGUCUCCCGGUAA